Molecule: messenger RNA, 551 nt
Organism: Tetranychus urticae (two-spotted spider mite)
Lineage: Eukaryota; Metazoa; Arthropoda; Arachnida; Trombidiformes; Tetranychidae
Source: RefSeq, a predicted model, not a curated record
UAUCCUCCUCAUGUCUUACUAUUACAGUUGGGUACAACAUUCUUUAAAUUACCCGGUGGUGAACUUAAAGCCGGAGAAGAUGAGGUUGAAGGUCUUAAGCGUUUACUCACUGAAACAUUGGGUCGCCAAGAUGGUAUUGCUAAUGAAUGGACAAUUGAAGAUACAAUUGGUAAUUGGUGGAGACCCAAUUUUGAGCCACCUCAAUAUCCUUAUGUUCCUCCUCACAUAACUAAACCAAAAGAGCACAAGAAACUAUUUCUUGUACAACUACCGGAGAAAGCUUUAUUUGCUGUUCCCAAGAAUUAUAAAUUGGUAGCUGCACCGCUAUUUGAAUUGUAUGACAAUGCUCAAGGAUAUGGACCUAUCAUCUCUAGCUUACCUCAAGCCCUGAGUCGCUUCAAUUUUAUUUACUUGUGAAUUAAAUAUACUCUAUUAUUGAACUAGAUCAGGAUCUAACUAUCAAUUCACAUCUCUUUUACUCUUGUGUUUUUCCUACAUCCUUAUUUUUUCAUAUUUUUCAAGACCUCUAAAAUGAUAUUCAUUUCAAUUUG